Linepithema humile (Argentine ant) is the source of this 1266-nucleotide messenger RNA. RefSeq names its product formylglycine-generating enzyme. Lineage: Eukaryota; Metazoa; Arthropoda; Insecta; Hymenoptera; Formicidae. Gene Ontology annotation, cellular component: endoplasmic reticulum. The record is from RefSeq and is a predicted model, not a curated record.
UAUAUAUGAAUAUAAUAAAAAUGUCAACACACACACACACAGGAAAUAUGACAACUGUUUACUUUCUAUCAAUGUUUGCCGAAUUUGCGACGUGGACCAUGUAAUCAUAUUAAUAUCGAAUAAUUUAAAGAAUAGAUCUGUGAAAAUUUCAUCCUACAAAAAUGAUUUCCUUGAAUUAUUUCUAUAAAAUACAAGUGAUAAUCGGUUAUUAUUAUUUAUGUGUAAACGCCGUGAAGGAUAAUAACAGCUGUCACUGUGGCAACAGACUAAAUCGACAAGCACUUUUCAAUCCUCGUAAGGAAGGAUACUGUGCCAUGGAUAACUCGAAAUUUAGCGCGGUUGACGUAAACAAGGAAAACAUAAAGAAAAUGAUCAAAAUUGAUACCGGUACAUAUUUCAUAGGAACGAAUAAUCCAGUUUUUGUAGCGGACGGAGAAGGUCCAAAACGCGAAAUAGUAUUAGAUAGUUUUUAUAUAGACAAAUUUGAAGUGAGUAAUGAAGAAUUUGCAGCUUUUGUAAGCGCUACCGGGUACACGACAGAAGCAGAAAACUUUGGAGAUUCCUUCGUUUUUGAAGAUCUCUUAACACAAAAUACAAAAGACAAGAUCGACAAGGUUGUUGCACAAGCUCCUUGGUGGUUACCAGUGAAGCAAGCCUCGUGGCAACAUCCAGAAGGACCCGACACAAAUAUCACUUCCAGAAUGGAUCACCCUGUUGUUCAUGUCUCCUGGAAUGAUGCAAUUGCUUACUGUAGUUGGAUAGAAAAGAGAUUGCCUACAGAAGCAGAAUGGGAAGUUGCAUGUCGUGGUGGACUUUCUGAUAGACUCUAUCCUUGGGGAAAUAAAUUGAUGCCAAAUAAUCAACAUAAAGUCAAUAUUUGGCAAGGUAAUUUUCCUACAAAAAACACUGAAGAAGAUGGAUACAAAAGCACAUCACCAAUUACAUUAUUUCUGCAAAAUAACUAUGGUCUGCACAAUAUUGUUGGAAAUGUUUGGGAAUGGACGGCCGAUUGGUGGAUGACAAAUCACUUACGUGAUCGACAAACAAAUCCUACUGGUCCAUCCAAUGGUUCUGAUAAAGUGAAGAAAGGUGGUUCCUAUCUUUGUCACAAAAGUUAUUGUCACAGAUACAGGUGUGCUGCGCGUAGUCAAAAUACACCUGAUACAUCAUCUGGAAAUUUAGGCUUUAGAUGUGCUAUGUCAGCAUAAGGAUUAUAUCAAAUAUUUAAAAGCAGAAAGUAUGAAAAUAAAUAUAUAAAUAUACAUA